AUGGAGGCGCCGUCGCUGGAGCACCGUGUGCCGGCGGAGGAGCGGCACCGGAUCGAGCGGGUGGCGCGGUUCGUGGCGCGGGACCGGGACGGGGACCUGGCGGAGGCGCUGCUGCUGCGGCUGCUGAGGAUCACGCGCAACGGCCGGCGCUGGGGGUUCCUGGCCAACGACCACCCGCUCCACCCCUACUACCUCCAGCAGAAGGUCUCCGAGCAGUGCCGCAUCCUCCGCCCCCGCCACGCCGCCGACCGCUGACCGACCGCCCGCAUGCAUGCAUCUUCGUUGUUUUCAUUCAUUCUUGUCUCGCGAUCGCAUCCCAUUCUUUAUUCGUAGGAUU
Triticum dicoccoides is the source of this 337-nucleotide messenger RNA. RefSeq lists its product as uncharacterized. Gene Ontology annotation, biological process: RNA processing. Bases 1 to 255 code for a protein of 84 amino acids. The transcript has a single exon. Lineage: Eukaryota; Viridiplantae; Streptophyta; Magnoliopsida; Poales; Poaceae. Gene Ontology annotation, molecular function: RNA binding. The record is from RefSeq and is a predicted model, not a curated record.